Molecule: messenger RNA, 803 nt
Organism: Dicrocoelium dendriticum
Lineage: Eukaryota; Metazoa; Platyhelminthes; Trematoda; Plagiorchiida; Dicrocoeliidae
Source: the annotation of a GenBank genome assembly
CCAAGAGCUACGGUGCUAUUUACAGAGCAUUAAUUAAGUAUACCAACAAACCUCAAUUGUUCUCGUUCUGAGGUCGACAAGAACUAGCGCUGGGGGGGGGCACAGACAGCUAUAGUACAAGGAAUGGUCACACCUCGAGCCGACAAUAGCGCUAGUGAAACAAGUGCAACUGUUGAUGGAUCACAGGACACAUAGUCCUUCUGGAUUGGAGAUAUCAUACACCAAUGCAUGGGGCAAGAAUUGAUCUCAUGGUUAAGCAGGAAUGCUUGGUGCACAUCAUGCUCAAGCUCACCCAGUGAAUAUUGAGUCCGGAGCAACAGCACAAGGACAAGAUAAACAAACGUACAUACAUGCUUACGCACAGUGAAGGACAGGGAAUGCAUCAGUGCCACAGUCUCGGUGGCCACAAAGUGAGAAUGGUUCUUGUGGGUCAUUGUUUCACAGAUGGUGAACGCACACAGUCAGGUAAACAAUUAUCCACGAUAUGUCAGCCGCAGAGUGAAUGGCGAUUGUGGGUUAGCAGAAUUUCCGAUGUAAGUCCAACUUCCGCUACGGUCACCCUCUUGUUAAUUGGCCACUUCACCCGGUUGGCUAUCUGUUCGCCCCAAUGCAUCCGGACGAGUUUGGCACACCUGCCAUGCCUUGGCUCCGUAACGACGACGAUGGGUGCCUCGCUUGUUCGCUUAGAGUUUUCCUUCUUAAAAUCUGUGCUUGGUGUAGUUUUAAUCAUAUGCGAAAGAAAAGAGAAGAGUAGGCUUAAUGUAGCUGCAUAUGAGUCUUCAAAGCUUCGGUUGUGUUAGCCG